UGCUAUUCAGUCCAGUUGGAGAGGGAGAUUAUUUAGUCACUCUCUGGGCCCCAAAAGAUGCUUCACUGUGAAAUAAGAGGAGAUCUGUGUUUUGUCUCAGACUGAUGGAUUCAGUCUUUUGCCACCAGUGUCAAGGUUGUUUUUGAUGAUGGGGUCUGCGUUCAAGAGGUUCUGUGUGCGCUUCUGCUGUUGCUGCUGCUGUGAGGAUGAUGAUGAGGAAGAAAAGAGACCUUUACUCAGUAAUGAGACAUUAGAAUAUUUUGACCGUGAAGCGAAAAAGAGGCGGGACCAAGAGACGAAUCUGUGGAAUGAACCGGGAGACCCCUCCCAUUCUGAGAGAGAUGACGACCGAACGCUAUAUAACCUGCUGCAAAACCGAGCCAAAACACGCAGAGGGUCAAUGGGUUACCGGCGUUUGAGUAUUGACAUUGAGGCCAUGAGAGAAGUGAGAAGAGAAGUGCGAGACAAUUGGAAGAUGAUCUUAGAGAAUUUGGGAUUCAUGGCUGAGGCGGAGUCUCUGUUGACUGUGUCCGCCAGCGCAUCAUACGACCGCAUGAGAAACGCAGCGACCGCUCGCACGCUUCUGCAAACGCUGCACACAGAGACAUCUAUAUUCAACAGCAAAGAACCUCCACCUGAGAGAUACCUCUUCAUCCUGGAUCGGCUCAUAUAUCUGGACGCUGCUGAAGAUUUUGUGGCCAAGGCUCGCCGUUUCUUCCCCCCUAGAGAUUAUGAUGACGAUGAUGAAGAGGAGGACGUAAGCGCACUCAGCGCAAUAAAUCUUCCUCUUCUGCUGUCCCGUAUGAACCAGAACAUCCCUGGUGGAGAGGAUGAGGAGGGAGAGACCACCGAACCAGAGGAAUAACACCUUGAGGGGUUUUGAAUGUAAAUGAUGCAGGUUCAGGUCAAGAUGGGUGGGUUUGUGGAUGAUUAAAUCAUGUAUUAGGGAAAUGCUUUAAUGAGAAGGUAAUGGGCUAUCUGUAGAAAUGUCAAAACUGUGAUCUUUGAACUCGGGAUAGAAAAAUGUGGUUAAUGAGAGCUGCAAGAUUACAAGUACAUGAAUGUUGAUGGAUACUGUACGUGCACAUUAGAGUAUGAGAUGGUACAGAGAAUCUGAAUAAACAGAAU
This is a messenger RNA of Xyrauchen texanus (razorback sucker), 1128 nucleotides long. RefSeq names its product melanoregulin (gene mreg). Gene Ontology annotation, biological process: melanosome transport. The coding region runs from base 146 to 865 and encodes 239 amino acids. Lineage: Eukaryota; Metazoa; Chordata; Actinopteri; Cypriniformes; Catostomidae. Gene Ontology annotation, cellular component: melanosome. The record is from RefSeq and is a predicted model, not a curated record. The transcript is spliced from 6 exons.